CUAAUUUUGAAAUCUAUCUAGAACAAGAUAAUGACUUAUCAUUUUUGGUCUGACAAAGUGGGAAUUUUUUAAUUUUUAUUUUAUCAUAUUUGACCAAAAAAUCUCAGAUAAAAGUUGUACAAGUACUCUAUAGUGCAUAGCUAUGACCCAUCAUCUAUCUAAGCAAUUAGUAAGAUCAAUCAAAGAAAUUAACGGUCAUGAUUGAAUAAUAUAGGAGGAAGACUUUUACAACAACCCACAAACACAUUUAGUCAGAAAAGUGGGUGGUAAGAAUGCAGACAAAUAAUCAGCACACAGAAAAUAUUUAUAAUAAAGAGGGAAAUUAAGUACAAUAGAUAGGGAAAGAUAGGAGAAUUUUGGGUAAGCAUUUGUAACUUUCUGGCAUUCUGCCCCACUUUUCAUGUUAAAUUCCAGAAGAUUUGAUUUUUUCAUCACAUCUAACCAAUUGGGGUUUUCAAUUUUCAUAUUCCAUUGAACUGGGUAAUUAAGAAAGCUUUGAAAUUUCUUGUUAAUUAUUAUUAAUUUCCGCUUAAUUCCCAUUAUUUUUCAUCAUUUUUGUCGUCCUAUAAAAGAAUCAUGGGUUUUUUAUUAGAAAGUUUGCUGUUUUGUAUUUAGUUCUUGUUUUUGGUUCUGUAGCAUACCUAACCCAAAACUUUUGGGACUUAUUUAAGGUUCCCAUCUAUUCUUGUGUAAUACUCCUAUUUGCUUCACAAAUUUAUGGUUUGUUUCUUGAUUCAGGGAACUCAGAGCAGCAUGAAUAUUGCAACAAAUUUUAGUCGGGCUUAUACAUCAUAACGGAAUUAGGUCUUCAGUCUUGUGUUUACAAGCUAAUCUUUUUUUUUUUUACCUUGAGAAUUCUUAAAUUCUUCAAAAGAAUCGAGAAUAUUGAUCAUAGUUUUAGUUAGGUCAACAAAUAUGUCGACAACAUAUGGAAGUCCGAGGCUUUGUGCUCUGCAAGGAGGUAAUAACAGCUCAGGUUUGUCGAAUCAAUUAUAUGGGUCUGAAAAGCACAAGAUCAAGUACGCUACCGAAAGUUUCAGCAGUCCAAGUUAUUGUUAUGAUCCAAAGUUCUUCGUAAAUUCUCCCUCGGGAGAGCUAAUUAACCCACCAAACGCUGCUGGAAACCAAUGUGACUCCUCUUGUGCAACAAAUUACGAACUUGAAUACUUCAUAAGUCAAAGUCCCGAAGCGGUUGAAUAUGAUGAAGUUAUGGUGAAGCUGAAGCUUCAGGAGUUGGAGCACGCCCUCCUUGACGAAGAGGAAGACGGAGUGGAUGAGGUUGUUAUGGGCCCCGACACGAGCAUGGAGAUAGACGUAGAUUGGGCGGGCUCUUUGAGGAACAUGAUGGAUCAUGACUCCCCGAAAGAGUCGACAUCUUCGGAAUCUUCUAACUUAAGCAGCAUUAGCAACAAGGACGAAUCACUACCUCUUCGUAGUACUAAAGAGCUGCUCUUUGAUUGUGCUGCUAUUAUUUCCGAGGGUGAUUUCGAAGAAGCUGCAUUAAGGAUCAAUAAGCUCAGGCAGAUGGUUUCGAUCCAAGGGGAACCGUUGCAGAGAAUUGCAGCCUAUAUGGUAGAAGGCCUCGCUGCUCGGUUGGCUUCAUCCGGUAAAGUCUUAUAUAAAGCUCUGAGAUGUAAGGAGCCGCCUUCUUUUGAAAAGCUUGCCGCGAUGCAGGUACUGUUCGAGGUAUGUCCAUGUUUCAAGUUUGGGUUUAUGGCAGCAAACGAAGCAAUUAUGGAGGCAAUUAAGUACGAUAAGAAGGUACACAUUAUUGAUUUCGAUAUAAAUCAAGGAAACCAAUACAUAAAUCUCAUACGAUCCCUUGCUAAACAACACGGGAAAUCGAUCCAAGUGAGGUUGACAGGUGUUGAUGAUCCUGAAUCAGUGCAGCGCCCGAUUGGUGGUUUGAAAAACAUUGGCCAAAGACUCGAGGCAUUGGCCGAGAUCAACGAAUUGCAGUUUGAGUUCAAAGCAAUACCAUCACGAACACCACUUGUUACCCCGGAAAUGUUAGAUUGCCGAGCAGGGGAAGCCUUAGUUGUAAACUUCGCUUUCCUGCUCCACCACUUACCCGAUGAGAGUGUCUCCACCGUCAAUAUCCGUGAUCAACUUCUUCGUAUGAUCAAAAGCCUAAACCCAAAAUUAGUAACCGUUGUCGAGCAAGAUGUCAACACAAACACCACCCCGUUUCUCUCUAGAUUUUCGGAGGUAUACAGUUACUACUCCGCUGUUUUCGAGUCUCUUGAUGCCACUCUCCCGAGAGAAAGCCAGGAGAGAAUUAAUGUCGAGAAGCAAUGUCUUGCACGAGACAUCGUGAAUAUCAUUGCUUGUGAAGGGGAAGAGCGGAUCGAGCGUUAUGAAGUUGCGGGGAAAUGGAGAGCAAGGAUGCAGAUGGCGGGUUUUAGAUCAUGCCCGUUGAAGCAAAACGUGAACGAAAUGAUUCGGGAGCUUAUUGUAUCACAAUAUUGCAACAAGUACAAGUUGGAUGUGAUGAUGGAUGCCCUUCAUUUUGGAUGGGAAGACAAGAGUUUAGUUGUUGCAUCAGCUUGGAAGUGAUUAAUUCAGUAGUUAUAUAUGAAGAAUUUGACUGUUCUUAAUUGGGUUUUUUCAUUCCUAACAAGGGUUUGUAUUUCAUGGGAUACCCUUAAAUUAUGAGUGUAUAUUAGUUUGUGAUAUUUAGAUUUAGCAAACGGCAUGUUAUUGUCUUCUCACAGGACAGGUUUCAUGACCUUUUUUCGCAGUACAUCAUGGACAUAAAUUUCCUAACUAAAGUACACCUCUAUGAGUUUUACUUUUCUUCUUAGCCUCUAUAAUGUGUAUUGCCAUAGUUUGGCGUGUUUGAUAUCCGAUCACAAUUAGGGGUAAUCGGAAUGAUUUUUUUUAGUAAUGAAGCUUUCAUUUUUGAAGUACUCUUGUGAGAGGUUGUUUUUCGGUGACACGACCUCAUACAAGGAGUACAUAUUCUCAUAAUAUUUGUUAAAUGGGCUAUUUAACCCAUAUGUGGGGCGUGUCUUAUGGUGAGACAAUCUUGGACAA
Molecule: messenger RNA, 3036 nt
Organism: Amaranthus tricolor (Joseph's coat)
Lineage: Eukaryota; Viridiplantae; Streptophyta; Magnoliopsida; Caryophyllales; Amaranthaceae
Product: scarecrow-like protein 1
Exons: 3
Coding region: 916-2556 (546 amino acids)
Biological process (GO): regulation of DNA-templated transcription
Cellular component (GO): nucleus
Molecular function (GO): DNA-binding transcription factor activity; sequence-specific DNA binding
Source: RefSeq, a predicted model, not a curated record